UUACAGCAAUUCCCUACCAAAAACAAAUAUAGCUCUCACAACAAAAACAAGAACAACCUCUCUCUCUCUCUCUCUCUCUCUCUCUCUCUCUCUCUCUCUCUCUCUCUCACUCUAAAACAUGCAGAGGCAAUCACUGGGUUCUUCUCCCUCUUCGAAGCUCCUGAAAGAUGAAUCCCAAUCUUCUUCAAUUUCACCACAAACUGCUGUCUACGGAGAGGAAUGCGAGCUCAAGAAGCUCAACCCCAAAACCGCCGCGCCUCACUCCUACAUUCACCUCAUUCCUCUUCUCACCCUCCUCUGUUUCCUCAUUCUCUAUCUCUCUUCCCACAACCCCUCUCUCAACGAAUUCAAUGGCGUGAAGACCAUUUCUGACCCUGCUGAAAAUAUUUCGGAAUUGCUACGAAUAUUGGAGAUUCAGAAAGGAGAUACAUUGGCCGUGCGGAGCUUGAAGAACUUGAAGCAGGAGGCCAAGCAGCGGCGCCUCCACCGCAAAAUCCCUCAUUUUUAGCCGUGACAAAUUUACAACAUGUGGAUUUUGAUUUUGACUACCGUCGGUGGCAUUUUUUUGUCGUCUUAAUUUCUACUGUGAAUUUAUUGGCGAUUAUAACUAUUUGUACACGUGUAAUUAUUCGUUGUGCCUAUCUAGUAUGAACAGUAAAUUUUCUAUGCAGGUGGAUAUAAUUUGAGAGCAACAUUAUAUGAAAAGACAAGGGAAAUACUAGUUGUUUAAUAUUGGAAUCU
Salvia splendens (bonfire salvia) is the source of this 741-nucleotide messenger RNA. RefSeq lists its product as uncharacterized. NCBI's taxonomy places the organism in Eukaryota, Viridiplantae, Streptophyta, Magnoliopsida, Lamiales, Lamiaceae. The record is from RefSeq and is a predicted model, not a curated record. The transcript is spliced from 3 exons. The coding region runs from base 119 to 508 and encodes 129 amino acids.